This is a messenger RNA of Gamsiella multidivaricata, 1546 nucleotides long. RefSeq names its product XPC-binding domain-containing protein. Gene Ontology annotation, biological process: proteasome-mediated ubiquitin-dependent protein catabolic process; nucleotide-excision repair. Gene Ontology annotation, molecular function: ubiquitin binding; polyubiquitin modification-dependent protein binding; damaged DNA binding. Gene Ontology annotation, cellular component: nucleoplasm; cytosol. The transcript is spliced from 8 exons. The coding region runs from base 112 to 1329 and encodes 405 amino acids. NCBI's taxonomy places the organism in Eukaryota, Fungi, Mortierellomycota, Mortierellomycetes, Mortierellales, Mortierellaceae. The record is from RefSeq and is a predicted model, not a curated record.
CUGUUCUGUCCGCUGCACUUUCUUCCUUCCUCUCUUUUUCAGCUUGCAUUGCUGCCAAACAGAACAAACACACCCACUUCUCUCUUCGAGACACGCACACAGAGCAGCACAAUGUUCAUCACUAUUAAGACACUGAAGCAGGAGACGUUCAAGGUCGAAGUCGACGAGUCCGACAAGGUCCUCACCAUCAAGCAGAAAAUCGAAGAACUCCAGGGUCACCCCGUCAGCAGUCAGAAGUUGAUCUUCUCUGGCAAGAUUCUUGUGGACGAAAACCCUGUCUCACAGUACAAUAUCACGGAGAAGGACUUUUUGGUGAUUAUGGUUACCAAGGCCAAGACCUCCUCAGCAUCAGCCUCCAAGCCAGCUGCCGCUGCCACUGCCGCUACUUCUUCGUCAGCACCCAUUGCAGCAUCUGUCGCAGCACCCGCACCACCUGCACCGGUCAUCCAGACGCCGGUUGAGCAGGCACCAGCUGCUGCCCCCGCUGCUUCUCCUGCAAUUGGCGAGAAUCCUACGCCUGCCGCUUCUACGGAGCCGACUGCCCCUGCUGACUCAGCCGACAAUGCUCUCUUGACCGGUACUCAUUUUGAGACCGCUAUCCAAAACAUGAUGGAAAUGGGAUUUCCCAGAGAACAGUGCAUGGCAGCGAUGAGAGCCAGCUUCAACAACCCUGACAGAGCUGUCGAGUACCUGAUGACCGGCAUUCCUGAGCAUCUCCUUGCUCAAACAAGUGCACCUGCACCUGCUACUCAUGCUGCACCUGCUGCACCCGCUGUAUCUGCCACAACACCAUCCUCCGCACCGAUUGCUGAGAGCACACCGGCCGCCCCCACAAGCGCUGCGGUACAGCCACAAAAUCUUUUCACCGCAGCUGCCCAGGCUGCCGCCAAUGCUCGUCGCGGUGCUACUGGCGAGCCACAAGGUGGAAACGGAGGAGACAUUGAGAACCUUGCAUUUUUGAGAGAUCAGCCUCAGUUCCAGCAGAUCCGAGAGAUGGUCCAGAACAACCCCGACCUGCUCCAGCCUCUUUUGAUCCAACUCGGACAGUCUAACCCUCAGAUGCUGCAGCUCAUUAAUCAGAAUCAGCAAGCAUUCUUGCAACUCCUGAACGAGGGAUACGAGGGCGAAGAGGGUGGUCUUCCACCACCAGGUGCUAACCACAUUUACGUGACACAGGCUGAGCAAGAGGCUAUUCAACGUCUGGAGAGCUUGGGUUUCGACCGCCAAACGGCAGUGGAGGCAUUCUUGGCUUGCGAUCGCGACGAGCAAAUGGCAGCGAAUUAUUUGUUUGACCACGGCAACGAUGACUUUGAGGAUGAGAUGCAGUAGUCGACUAUUCAUAUCAUAUCUCUCUUCGUAUUUUUCAUGAUUGCAUAAGGAAGCGCAGCCGUCCGAUGUAGCUUUCUUCCCUCGUCCUCCCUCUCGCCCUUGCCCUCGCCUUUACCCUCAACUGUAUGAUCGUUUUUAUCUUUUUGAACGAGCUGCCUGACCUCGCAAAUCAAAUAAAACGUGUGUACAAACAAAGAGAUUAAAGUCUGUGGUCAAG